Messenger RNA from Mangifera indica (mango), 1328 nucleotides. Its product is annotated as glutathionyl-hydroquinone reductase YqjG-like. Gene Ontology annotation, molecular function: glutathione transferase activity. The transcript is spliced from 6 exons. The record is from RefSeq and is a predicted model, not a curated record. Lineage: Eukaryota; Viridiplantae; Streptophyta; Magnoliopsida; Sapindales; Anacardiaceae. The coding region runs from base 87 to 1148 and encodes 353 amino acids. Gene Ontology annotation, cellular component: cytoplasm.
CCCUUGCCCAUUUUGUUACGGAGCAGACUCAGCAAGCUAAAAAUGACAACCUAUUAAAUAACAAACCCAACACAGUUUGACAACUUAUGAUCACUUUCUGUAAUAUAAAACCCUACUGUGUCAGAACUUCCUUUACUCUUUCUCCAUUCUCUUUCAAGCAUACUCUACAAAUGGCUCGUUCUGCACUAGAUGAAGUUUCAGAUUCUGGGUCUUUCAUUAGAACUGCUUCAACGUUUCGUAACUUUAUUUCAAGAGACCCCAGUUCGCAGUUUCCUGCUGAAUCCGGGAGGUACCAUUUGUAUAUUUCAUAUGCUUGUCCUUGGGCCUCUAGGUGCCUUGCAUUCGUGAAGAUUAAAGGGCUUGAGAAAGCCAUUACUUUCACGUCCGUUAAACCCAUAUGGGAGAAAACAAAGGAUGGUGAUGAGCAUAGAGGAUGGGUCUUUCCAGCAACUAAUUCGGAGGAACCAGGAGCUGGACCUGACCCUUUGAAUGGAGCCAAAAGUAUAAGAGAGCUGUAUGAGCUUGCAAGUACAAACUACUCUGGGAAGUUCACGGUGCCUGUUCUAUGGGAUAAGAAGAUGAAGACAAUUGUUAAUAAUGAGAGUUCGGAGAUAAUUCGCAUGCUUAACACUGAAUUCAAUGAUAUAGCGCAAAAACCUGCCCUGGAUUUGUAUCCUGCUGACCUGCGAGAUCAAAUUGAUGAGACUAACAAAUGGAUAUAUUAUGGGAUAAACAAUGGUGUUUACAAAUGUGGGUUUGCAACAAAGCAAGAGCCCUAUGACAAAGCUGUGAAACAAUUAUAUGAUGACCUGGACAAAUGUGAAGCGAUACUUGACAAGCAGCGAUACAUAUGUGGAAAUAGACUGACUGAAGCAGAUAUCCGGUUAUUUGUCACACUUAUAAGAUUUGAUGAGGUUUAUGCAGUACACUUCAAGUGCAACAAGAAACUGUUACGAGAGUAUCCAAAUUUGUUCAAUUACAUGAAGGACAUAUAUCAAAUCUCUGGCAUGUCAAGCACAGUCAAUAUGCAACAUAUCAAGCGACAUUACUAUGGAAGCCAUCCUACUAUCAAUCCUUAUGGGAUCAUUCCUCGUGGCCCCGAUAUUGAUUAUUCAUUCCCUCAUGACAGAGAGAAGUUUUCUGCAUAAUUUCUAUGCACUAAAGAAUCCAGGAUGAGAUAUAGCAUCUGUGAACAUAUUUAUGUGUCUUGGAAAAGUUGGGGUGUGUACAUUCUGUUUAUUGUGUACUUUAAGUCGCUUUGUGCAAGACAAAAAUAAACAUCUAUCUUGUCUAUCCAUAAUAAAACUUUCCUGAUGAAUUUUAUUUUA